Molecule: messenger RNA, 2424 nt
Organism: Clonostachys byssicola
Lineage: Eukaryota; Fungi; Ascomycota; Sordariomycetes; Hypocreales; Bionectriaceae
Source: the annotation of a GenBank genome assembly
AUGGCGAUCAAUGACUUAAAGCCAUUUAUUCUUGGUCUUUCAAACGAGGUCCUAACAGAGAUAUUGGAAUGCUUCGCGAGAAGUGGGCAACCUACAAAGCCGAUUCUCUUCGUGUGCCGCCACUUCUACCAACUUGGCAUACCUAUUCAUUACAAGUGUCUGAGGUUAAGUUCCCACUGCUUAUCUGGCUUGAGGCCCCGUAGGCUACAGCGAACGCUCAAGAAGCAUCCCGGGCUGGGCCGACGUUGCCGUGAACCCUACAUCCAUUCCGACAUCAGAGAAGGUAGCGAGGACGAUUACAGCCGCAACAACUUCUCGUUUGUCAAAAAUAAUGCUUCGCGUCUUCCGAAUGUUCAUUUUCUUGAAAUGAAUGGAGGUUUUGAAAUAGAUGGGGAAUCAUACAGCGCCGAAAACCAGAAGACUUGGAAGCUCUUCCGUUUUUGUCUGGCCAAAAUGACGUCUCUCCGAACAGUGUCUCUACGUCAGUGCAAGAAGCCUGAGUUUGGUGAGCGUGUCCUUGGUGAAUUGGAUGACUGGCCUUCCUGCGUUACCGAGCUCGAGUUGGAAUUAAAUUACGGGAGUCCAGAGGCGGCAGCUCGCCUUCUCGAUAGUUGCCCGGAAACACUAAGAAGCCUCAGAUUGGACAACUUUAAUCACGAGGGCAAAAAUAUGGAUAUGCCGAUGCUUGAGUCAAUACUGAAAAGGCGCAAGGAUACUCUAGUCAAAUUAUCAAUUGGGUCCCUCUCAAGCCAAGAUCAGGGAAAGCUAUUGGACUUCUCAGCGUAUACGGUGCUGGAGGAACUGCAGCUUGAUAUAAAGGAGAUCCUAGCAUAUUUAUCUGCGGAAUCCAGCGAACAAGACUACAAUCUCCUACUGCCGCCUAAGCUGAGCACUUUAGGAACGAGAAUCUCUCCCAUCGGCAACGAUAACCGUAUCCAAUUCAACGAUUACUAUAUUCAUUUCGACGACCAGGUAGGGAGGUGGCUGCAAGGCUUUGCAAAGGCAGCAAUUCGCCAGAAAGUGCCACUGCGAGAGAUUGUCAUCGACAUCCCGGGAGGCUUCUUCCCCAAGCGCUAUGGGCAAUCUAUUUAUGUAGUAGACGAUUGCUUAAUAGCGGGACCGCUUGAUUUAUUUUGGAACGCGUUGGAUGCUCUAGAGAAAAAACUGUUUAUUCUGGAUCUUCCAAACAACAUCCUCCAAGAAAUACUGGAACUCGUCGACACAUAUUCAUAUAAGUAUCGUUUUAAGCCGAUCCUCUUCGUAUGCCGCCGCUUCUACCAGCUUGGCAUACCUCUUCAAUAUAAAUAUCUCCGGAUCGAUUACAGGAUUGAGGAACGUCCUGACCGCAGCGGUUUCUAUUCAAAGGGGCUGGGUCGAACACUCCAGGGGAAUCUCGGGCUGGGCCAGCAUUGCCGUGAACUUUCGCUCCAUAUUAAGGAUGAAGAGGACAUUGAUUCCGAACGCAACACCGAGCACUUCCCCAUCGCCCAACGCAUCAUCUCGACUCUUCCGAACGUUCAUUCUCUGAAAUUAUCUGGAGGAUUCUCCAGUCCCCAAAAAGGGGCAGACUGGAACAUCCUCCGUUCUUGUGUGGCAUCUAUGCCGUCUCUCCAAACAGUGACCCUGGAACUCUCUCUCCACAGCGUGCGCAUCAAGAGCGUGCGCAACAAGACGACUGGUCCAGAUGGACUAGAUGUUCGUACUGUUAUGGAGGCUCUGGGAGGUACAUCAGUUCGACGUCUUGUUCUUCAGGGAGUCGCCCUCUCCAAUUCGCCUGUAAUCCAAUGGACAUCAAAGUCACUGAUCUGUGUUAAGAACUUCGAGCCCACGUGUAUAACCGAGCUCGAAUUAGACAAUUAUUCCGAGUGGCCAAAGGUCACACGUUGCCUUCUCGAUUGGCCAGAAGCCCUGACGAGCCUCGUGUUUGCGCGUAGAACUUAUGAUGACAGGCAAUACAUGGACUUGCCCAAGCUUGGGAAAAUGCUGACAAAACACAAAGAUAGCCUCGUCAAAUUAUCAGUUGGACGCCUCUCGGAACAUGGCAGAGGAAGGCUCUUUGACAUCUCGGGAUUUACACGGUUGGAGGAAUUGGAGCUUGAUAUGUGGCAGAUGGUAGCACAUUGGCCGACGCAACUUACCGAGAAAGACUACAGUUUUCUGCUACCGCCAAAGCUGAGGCUUUUGAGAAUGAGAUUUUACGGAGACUACAAUUAUUUACACGGGCAGGCAGGGGAUUGGCUGCUUGGCUUUGCCAUGGCAGCAGUUCGGAAGAACAUACCGCUGCAAGAGAUUAUUAUCGAUACUCCGGGCUCACCCCCCAGCUGGUGGGAGGGUUACUACGAAUUUUGGGACACGAUACAUCUUCUUAGGGGCGUCUUGGGGUGCUUCGACAUAAAACUGACCCUAGACGACGGUUACUCGUGA